Talaromyces rugulosus is the source of this 933-nucleotide messenger RNA. RefSeq lists its product as uncharacterized. The coding region runs from base 1 to 933 and encodes 310 amino acids. The transcript is spliced from 2 exons. Lineage: Eukaryota; Fungi; Ascomycota; Eurotiomycetes; Eurotiales; Trichocomaceae. Gene Ontology annotation, molecular function: nickel cation binding. The record is from RefSeq and is a predicted model, not a curated record.
AUGUCUUCUAACGCUAAUCUCAACGGAAUGAGCCCUGUGGAGCUCGAAAGUGAGAUAACUGAGCUUGAGCUUCGAUUAAAAGAUGCCCGCAGCAGAUUACAAGAUGCCGGCAAACUCUCUAUCAGGAAUCUUUCCAUGGACCAUCAAGACACCAACAAGAACACGCAACUUCCGUCAUUCCUGCAUCCACUUUUGUUGAUCUGUGACACAGCCUUACCCUUGGGUUCGUUCGCCUAUUCCAGCGGUCUCGAGUCAUUCAUUGCACACAACAAAGUUUCUUCAACGCAAAAUACUCAGUCAGCAUCGUUUCAAAGAUUUCUCAAACUGUCAAUUGCUUCUGUAUCCAGCACUUCUUUACCAUAUCUCUUGGAGGCUUAUCGCUUCCCAGGGGAGCUUGAAAGAUUAGACAAUGAUUUCGAUGCUUCAACACCUUGCACGGUAGCACGAAGAGCCAGCGUUGCUCAGGGUAGGGCACUAUUGAACGUGUGGGAAAAGUCCUUUCGCAUGACUUAUUCCCGUCGCACUCAUACGAUUGAUCCCUCCACAACUAUAUCCGCCGUAGCGGCCAUCGAAAACUUUUCCCAAGCCUUGAAAUCUGGUGGGUUUGAUGACGAACUUCUGGGUCCAAAUGGUCAUUUCGCUCCAUUAUGGGGCACAUUCUGCUCUGCAGUGGGCAUCGAUAUCAACCUAGCAGCCUAUACUUUCAUGUUGAAUCAUGCAAAGGCUGUUUUGAGUGCAUCGGUGCGCGCAUCUGUCAUGGGACCUUACCAAGCACAAAGCAUUUUGGCUAGCGAUCAGCUCCGUGACUCACUAAAUAACAGGAUACAAGCUGAAUACCAUACCAAAACCGAGGAUGCUGGUCAGGUAGCUCCAGUACUCGACUUAUGGGUGGGUAGGCACGAGUUGCUGUACAGCAGGAUAUUCAAUUCGUGA